Messenger RNA from Neofelis nebulosa (Clouded leopard), 2596 nucleotides. RefSeq names its product matrix metallopeptidase 28 (gene MMP28). Lineage: Eukaryota; Metazoa; Chordata; Mammalia; Carnivora; Felidae. Gene Ontology annotation, cellular component: extracellular matrix. Bases 342 to 1904 code for a protein of 520 amino acids. Gene Ontology annotation, molecular function: zinc ion binding; metalloendopeptidase activity. Gene Ontology annotation, biological process: extracellular matrix organization; collagen catabolic process; proteolysis. The transcript is spliced from 8 exons. The record is from RefSeq and is a predicted model, not a curated record.
CGAGUUCCAGCGGCGGAACGGAGUGGGUGGGGCCGGAGUGCCCGGCCCCCGCCCCUCCUCCCUCCCUUCCUCCCUUGCCUUCCAGGUCCCCCGCCGGCGACCCGCCGGCAGGCACUGCCUGGUCUGCACCACUUGGGGCCGGAUCCCCGCGAAGCGGCCAGAGGGGCGGCCCGGCGCACCGAGCCGGGGCCCCGGAGCGCCCCUAGGCCCUCCCUCCUCCGCGCGGGGGCGGCGCAGAGCUGGAGCAUCCGCGGGGUCCCAGGCACCACUGACCGCCUCGGGCAGCGGCGCACUCAGCGGCUCCCCACGUGCCCGCGCCCCGUGGCGGGGGCGGCGGCGAGAUGGCGGCGCGUGUCGGCCUCCUGCUGCACGCCCUGCCGCUGCUGCUGUGGGGCGGCCUGGACGCCCAGCUCGCCGAGCGCGGAGGCCAGGAGCUGCGCAGGGAAGCGGAGGCAUUCCUGGAGAAGUACGGAUAUCUCAAGGACCAGGUUCCCAAAGACCUCACCUCGACAAGAUUCAGCAAUGCCCUCAAAGAGUUCCAGUGGGUGUCCCAGCUGCCCAUCAGUGGCGUGCUGGAUACUGCCACCUUGCGCCAGAUGACACGGCCCCGCUGUGGGGUUGCAGACACAGACAGUCAGGCAGCCUGGACGGAGAGGAUCAGUGCCUUGUUUGCUGGACGCCUGGCCAGAAUGAGGCGGAAGAAACGCUUUGCAAAGCAAGGCAGCAAGUGGUACAAGCAGCACCUCUCCUACCGCCUGGUGAACUGGCCGCAGCACCUACCCGAGCCGGCAGUUCGUGGGGCUGUUCGAGCUGCCUUCCAGCUGUGGAGCAAUGUCUCAGCGCUGGAGUUCUGGGAGGCCCCAGCCACAGUCCCCGCUGACAUCCGCCUCACCUUCUUCCAAGGGGACCACAACGACGGACUGGGCAACGCCUUUGAUGGCCCAGGGGGCGCCCUGGCGCACGCCUUCCUGCCCCGCCGUGGCGAAGCGCACUUCGACCGCGACGAGCGCUGGUCCCUGAGCCGCCGCCGCGGGCGCAACCUGUUUGUGGUGCUGGCGCACGAGAUCGGCCACACGCUCGGCCUGGCCCACUCGCCCGCGCCGCGCGCGCUCAUGGCGCCCUACUACAAGAGGCUGGGCCGCGACGCGCUGCUCAGCUGGGACGACGUGCUGGCGGUGCAGGACCUGUAUGGGAAGCCCCAGGGGGGCUCAGUGGCCAUCCAGCUCCCAGGAAAGCUGUUCACUGACUUCGAGGCCUGGGACCCCCACAGAACACAGGGAAGGCGCCCUGAAAUUCAGGGUCCUAAAUAUUGCCAUGCUUCCUUCGAUGCCAUCACUGUAGAUGGGCAACAGCGACUGUACGUUUUUCAAGGAAGCCGCUUCUGGGAGGUGACACCGAAUGGCAAUGUCUCUGAGCCACACCCACUACAGGAGAGGUGGGCAGGGCUGCCCCCCCACAUUGAGGCUGCUGCAGUGUCACUGGAUGAUGGGGACUUCUACUUCUUCAAAGGGAGCCGAUGCUGGAGGUUCCGGGGCCCUAAGCCAGUGUGGGGUUCACCACAGCUGUGCCGGGCAGGAGGCCUGCCCCGCCACCCAGACGCGGCCCUAUUCUUCCCUCCUCUGGGUCGACUGAUACUCUUCAAGGGUGCCCGCUACUACGUGCUGGCCCGCGGUGGACUGCAGGUGGAGCCCUACUACCCCCGAGGCCUGCAGGACUGGGACGGUGUCCCUGAGGAGGUCAGUGGCGCCCUGCCCCGGCCCGACGGUUCUAUCAUCUUCUUCAGAGAUGACCGCUACUGGCGCCUUGACCAGACCAAACUGCAGGUGACGGACUCGGGCCGCUGGGCCACAGAGCUGCCCUGGAUGGGCUGCUGGCAAGCCAACUCGGGGGGUGCCCUAUUUUGAAGAUGCCCCCACCUCUUAGUGAACUGAUGCCCUAUGGCCAACGUGUGUCCCCUGCCCCAGGGGCAAGCCCUGUCUUGGAAGCCUCUGAGCCUCCCUGCAGAAGACCAGACCACGUCUGCGUCUGUUCCCUGAAGAAUGUGCUCUCAAGACAUUGAACAUUGUGGGAUCAAUCCAGGCAGAAGCCGAAAAGGGUCUCAAACCUUUCCCCAAAGGACUUUCCUCCCUAAGCCUUGGGGAUUUUGUUCCUUCUGCUAAAGGUGCACUUCCUGUCCAUGAGGCCGUGGCACUGGGCAACUGGGGAGGAUGUAAAACUCCAUGGAGAGGUUGCGACCACUUGGCAACCUCUCCUUCCCCUCAGGACCUUCUGGCUCAGUUCUUGGAGAAUUGUCUUAAAUGAGAGGCCUCACCUCCAGGAAGCUUGGGUGGGUUGGGUACAAGGAUUUCCAACCUCAGAGAGCCUUGGGUGGGAGGGAAGGGGGUGGUUAGGACCCAGAACAAGAGGGAGACUGAUGCAGGCCUGCUGGGCCUGACUUUUGGUGGGGGGUGGGGAGGCUGGAAUAAAGAGGUGCCCCCCACCCCCAGCUUCUGGGCCUGGAGGCGGGCAUCAAUCUUCCUUGGGAUGGUUGCCAGUGAAGAACAGGUGGGGCACGAAUGCUGGAGACGCUGGAACCAUGUUCUUUCAUCCAAGCCAA